Notothenia coriiceps (black rockcod) is the source of this 2067-nucleotide messenger RNA. RefSeq names its product ATP-binding cassette sub-family A member 2-like. The transcript has 16 exons. NCBI's taxonomy places the organism in Eukaryota, Metazoa, Chordata, Actinopteri, Perciformes, Nototheniidae. The annotation marks the transcript as partial. Gene Ontology annotation, biological process: transmembrane transport; lipid transport. Gene Ontology annotation, cellular component: intracellular membrane-bounded organelle; membrane. Gene Ontology annotation, molecular function: ATP binding; lipid carrier activity; ATP hydrolysis activity. The record is from RefSeq and is a predicted model, not a curated record.
AUGGCGUGCCACCUGCUCCACAACGUCCUUAGCGGAGUGUUGUCCCGGUCGGAGCCAGCGCCUCGCGGCAUUCAGGAGCUGCUGCGCGUAGGAGAAAGGACGGCCGGCUUCCCAGGUCCUUUAGGAAUAGGAACUCUAGCAAUCAGGCUCCAGGGGACAGAUGUGGUGAUUGCCAUCUUCAUUAUUGUAGCCAUGUCUUUUGUACCGGCCAGCUUUGUGGUCUUCCUUGUUGCAGAGAAAUCCACGAAGGCCAAACACCUGCAGUUUGUCAGCGGGUGUGACCCUGUCAUCUACUGGCUGGCUAAUUACAUAUGGGACAUGCUGAACUACCUGGUGCCUGCUACAUGUUGUGUGAUUAUUCUGUUUGUGUUUGACCUGCCGGCCUACACAUCACCAACUAACUUCCCUGCAGUCCUCUCUCUCUUUCUUCUGUACGGGUGGUCCAUUACUCCCAUCAUGUACCCAGCAUCCUUCUGGUUCGAGGUGCCCAGUACAGCCUACGUGUUCCUUAUAGUCAUCAACCUCUUCAUAGGCAUCACUGCAACUGUUGCCACCUUCCUGCUCCAGCUCUUUGAACAUGAUAAGGAUCUGAAAAGAAUCAACAGUUACCUGAAGUCCUGUUUCCUGAUCUUCCCCAACUACAACCUGGGACAUGGCCUGAUGGAGAUGGCUUACAAUGAGUACAUCAAUGAAUACUACGCUAAAAUAGGCCAGUUUGACAAGAUGAAGUCUCCAUUUGAGUGGGACAUCGUGACGCGAGGGCUCGUUGCCAUGACAAUCGAAGGCUUUGUUGGCUUCCUCAUCACCAUCCUCUGCCAGUACAACUUCCUCAGAAAGCCGCCGAGGAUGCCUGUCAGUUGCCAGCCAAUAGACGAUGACGAUGUAGACGUGGCCUGUGAGAGACGGAGAGUGUUACGAGGAGACGCUGACAAUGACAAGCUAAAGAUCGACAACCUCACAAAGGUUUACAAAUCCAGGAAGAUGGGUCAUAUCUUGGCUGUGGACCGGCUGUGUCUGGGCGUCCGGCCGGGGGAGUGUUUCGGACUGCUGGGAGUGAAUGGAGCAGGGAAGACCACCACCUUCAAGAUGCUGACAGGAGAUGAGUCUACGACUGGAGGAGAGGCCUUCAUUAACGGAAACAGUAUCCUGAAGGACCUGUUGUGUGUGCAGCAGAGUAUCGGCUACUGUCCGCAGUUUGACGCUCUGUUUGAUGACCUGACUGCUAGAGAACAUCUGGAACUUUACACUCGCCUCCGUGGCAUUCCCUGGAAGGACCAGGAGAGGGUGGUGCAGUGGGCAUUAGAGAAGCUGGAGUUGUCAAAGUAUGUAGACAAGCCUGCCGGAACUUACAGUGGAGGUAAUAAACGCAAGCUCUCCACUGCCAUCGCUCUGAUUGGAUACCCCUCACUCAUCUUCCUGGAUGAGCCCACCACUGGCAUGGACCCGAAGGCCCGCAGAUUCCUCUGGAAUUUGAUCCUGGACAUAAUAAAGACAGGACGCUCUGUUGUGCUGACAUCACACAGCAUGGAGGAGUGUGAGGCUCUGUGCACCAGGCUGGGCAUCAUGGUUAACGGCAGGUUCAAGUGCCUGGGCAGCAUCCAACAUCUGAAGAACAGGUUUGGGGAUGGCUACAUGAUCACAGUGAGGACCAAGAGCAGCUCCAAUGUGAAGGAGGUGCUGCGAUUCUUUAACAGGAACUUCCCUGAGGCCGUGCUGAAGGAGCGUCACCACACUAAGAUCCAGUACCAGCUGAAGUCUGAGCGGAUCUCCCUAGCUCAGGUGUUCAGUAAGAUGGAGCAGGUGGUGGAGGUGCUGGGCAUCGAGGACUACUCCGUCAGUCAGACCACUCUGGACAAUGUGUUUGUCAACUUUGCCAAGAAGCAGAGUGACAACCUGGAUCAGCAGGAGGUGUCCCCCCCGGUGCCUGGACAGUCCCCCCUGCAGCGCAUCCUCAACCUGCUGAAGUCUCGGCCGGCCCCCACGGAGCUCAGUGCUCUGAUCAGCGAGGAGCCCGCCGAGCUGGAGAGCGACGAUGACGAAGGACUCAUCAGCUUUGAAGAGGAAAGG